AUGCAUGCAUUUUAGAAGAGUCAUUUGUUAGUCCAAUGAUCCAAUGGCUAUUGUCCACUUUCAGCACCCCCAAACUGACAUUUGUUUCUAAUUCCUCACAUUAUUCUUUUUUACUUUCUUUAUUUCCUUCUCACUAUCUCUCUAGUCUCUUCUUCUUUCCAUACUUAGAAUCAACCUUCCUUUCCAUAAACCAACAACAAUAACAGAUUUUGAGAGAGAGAGAGAGAUAUAGAGAGUUUGAAAAAAAGAGUUUCAAAUUAAAAUCAUGGAAGGAGAUGAUGAAAUAAAGAAGCAAGAAAUAGAAGAGAAAGCCAUGGAUGUUACUCUCAAGGAUCUCUCAAAGAAACUUGAAGACUUUGCCAAAGCUAGAGAUUGGGAGCAGUAUCAUAGCCCAAGAAACCUCUUGCUUGCCAUGGUUGCUGAAGUAGGAGAAUUAUCAGAAAUUUUUAUGUGGAAGGGAGAAGUGGCUCAAGGCCUCCCAAAUUGGGAUGAGUCUGUCAAAGAACAUCUUGGUGAAGAACUUUCUGAUGUUCUCUUAUAUCUUAUAAGACUUGCAGACAUUUGUGGUGUUGAUCUUGGAGAUGCUGCAUUAAAGAAAAUUAUUAAAAAUGCAGUUAAAUAUCCUGCAAAUAAGUAAAAUGAACUGUUGAAUGUUGUUAUUGUUGGUCUUAUUCUGGUAUUAUUAUUGGUAUUGUUAUCAAUAACAUGUUGGUGGUUUUUGUCUUCAUGUUUUAAGUUCAAAAACAAAGUUAUCAUAUUUAAUUAAAACUAAG
Molecule: messenger RNA, 773 nt
Organism: Dioscorea cayenensis subsp. rotundata (Guinea yam)
Lineage: Eukaryota; Viridiplantae; Streptophyta; Magnoliopsida; Dioscoreales; Dioscoreaceae
Product: dCTP pyrophosphatase 1-like
Exons: 2
Coding region: 266-637 (123 amino acids)
Biological process (GO): nucleoside triphosphate catabolic process
Molecular function (GO): nucleoside triphosphate diphosphatase activity
Source: RefSeq, a predicted model, not a curated record